Chaetomium strumarium is the source of this 2795-nucleotide messenger RNA. RefSeq lists its product as uncharacterized. Bases 418 to 2424 code for a protein of 668 amino acids. Gene Ontology annotation, cellular component: cytoplasm. The transcript has a single exon. Lineage: Eukaryota; Fungi; Ascomycota; Sordariomycetes; Sordariales; Chaetomiaceae. The record is from RefSeq and is a predicted model, not a curated record.
AAAAGCACAUCCGUACCUAAGCUGUCUAAGAUAUCAUGGAUUGCCUUGGAGGUCUUCCUAGCAUUGAUCGAAUUUAGAGCCAAUUUGCAAUUCUAGCUUCCGUUGCCUGCUGUGGUCCGUGGGAUUUCUGUUUGACAUGGUCGACCAUCUGCAAGUCAUUGCAUUGCAUUUCAUGCCCCGCUUGCGCCUUCCUUCCUCAUUCCUCCGGGCUUGUUCCCGUCGUUGAUGUGCAAGCUGGGCCAAUUGAUAGAGCAGGGUUGCCUUAGUUGCUCCAUGGGCGGAUAAUCUGUCUGGAUCUUGUGUAGCAUUCGGGGUGGCGGUUCGGACGGCGGCACAGCUCAGAGCAUUCUUAUUAACGUCUGUUCGCUCGGUCAUACCCCAAGGUCUCCAGUCAUUGUUGCAAAUUAACCGACCAAAAUGGCGGAAGUUGAAGAGCCACGGUUCACCACGCUCGCUGAGCGCAUUGCUGCCCUCAAUCAGCAGAAGAAUUUCCAAACUCCGCCAUCGACCGCCGGCAAACGGGCCCCGCCCCCGCGUCCAGUCCGUAGCGUGACCGCGGAUGCGAACACAACACACGAUGCUGCCCCUGCCGAGAAGAGCCCUUCUAUUCCUCCGCGGCCGGUCCGGGCUGCUACGGAGAGAUUGCCGCCGCCACUGCCGCGCCGGACUACAGGGCAAGACAAUGGGGGGCAUACAUCGGCUCCAUCGCCGGGGCGCCCGUUGCCGCCCCCGCUACCGGCGCGAAGCUCGCCGCAGGCCACUCCGCCGAAGCUGCCCACGCGCCGCCCAUCCGCCCAGACCUUAUCUGUUAGGAGAAACUCGAAUGCCUCCGAUGUCUCCCUGCUAUCCACCGUGUCCAGCCUAUCUCUAAAUCACUCCAAGUCUGCUACUUCCAACGGACCACCGGAGGGGCAAACACCAAGGAGGUUGCCGCCGCCCCUUGAACAAGCCAAGCUGCCCCCGCUGCCACCAACCCGGCGGGAGCUGGAGGCGAAGGCAAGGGAGGCUGCGGAGAAGGAAGCUGCAAGCAACACGCCGUCUCUUCCACCGAGACGCGUCGCCGAACCGCCACGGCCUUCGUUGCCGCCUCGGGUCCCGUCGAGACCGAACAACAACUCUCCUGCACUCGCCCCGUCCGAAGAACCAUCCCCAGCACUCCCUUCGCGACGCCUGCCCCCUCCCCCCCGGGCCUUCAAGUCAGCGCUGGAAUGCGGCUUUAAUUCGGGCGCCGGCAAACCAUCCCCUCCUCCCGCCCCUCCCCCAAUCCCCUUGAGCUCCCGGCCAACAGUGGCCGAGAUCGACGCCGUAGCAACCCGGGUCUCCUCCAUCUCUCUCCACUCCUCGUCACCAGGCCAGGGAGGAGCCUGCCUCACGUGCCGCGACUUCUCCGGCCCGGACACCGUCGCCUCACAGCACCCAACCUCCACCCUCCCGCGGCACAGUGACCCGAUCGGCUACCUCGCGCACGUGCUCUGCUCGCCCUUCCCCUCCCCCACGGACAAGGCCCGCGCCAUCUUCACCUGGUGCCACCACAACAUCGCCUACGACGUGCACGGCUUCUUCAACAACUGCAUCCCGCGGGGACAGACCCCGGCCGAGACCAUCUUCUCCGGCAAGGCCGUCUGCGAGGGCUACGCGCGCGUCUACGAAGCCAUCGCCACGCGCGCGGGCUUGAGCUGCGUCGUCGUGACGGGCCACGGCAAGGGCUACGGCUUCCACCCCUUGAAACCGGGCGAGCGCCCGCCGCCGCGCAAGCCGGACGGCCACGCGUGGAACGCGGUCCGUAUCGACGGCGGCGCGUGGAAGCUGGUCGACGCGUGCUGGGGCGCGGGCGCGCUCUGCAACGGCGCCUACAAGCAGCGCUUCGCGCCCGAGUGCUUCACCAUGAGCAACAAGCGCUUUGGGCAGCGGCAUUACCCGGCCGACGACCGGCACUGGUACCUCGGGCGCCUGCCGCCGUCGUGGGAGGAGUACAUCGUCGGCCCCGCCCCCGGCGAUGAGCCGGCCGAGUGGAUGGGCGAUGCCACGCGCGAGGGGCUGGACGAGAGCAACUUUGCCCCCGCGCAGAAGAGAAUCAGCGUGUAUGGCGGUCAGGGAACCGUGCGGUUCCAGUUUGCCAAGGUGUGUGAGCACUGGACGCCGGAGCGGAACGGCAUGGGCAAGCAGAUGCUGUUUGGGCUGAAGAUUGGGGGCGUGGACGGGAGGAAGGAGGAUAUCAUCCCGCUGGAGAGCGAUGGGUUCUGGUGGUACUUGGACGUGAAUGCGAGGGAAUUAGGGGCACCGGGGCAGGAUGUGCUGUUAGUGGGGUUCGAGACGAUAGACGGGCAGAGCGCGAGGGGGUUGACGAAGGCAGAGUGGUUGAGGAGGAAGGGACGGUGCGGGUACAGUUAUUGUUUCUUGGUGCGAUGGGAGCUGGUGCCGUGAUGGCAUUGGUUUGACCAACAAUUGCUGCGGCAGGUUGAGGGUAUGCUUCUAUCUAUGCAUUUGGAGUAGUACAGACGGCGACUUAUAUCGCUUCUUCUAGGUUAAUAGUCUCCUUCAAGACCCCAACAUGCACCACGAACCCGGAGUCCGCUCGUAGUCCCGGAACUAGCAAUUCAUCUGGAACCCGCCAGGUAUGGAACGACCUGGCAAACCGCGCCGUCCACGCCUCAAAGACCAGCGGAUCUCGCAGCUGCUGCGCGACCACACACACGCAAGGCUCCGCCCCGGUACCGGCGUCCGUGCCCGUCCCCGUCGCCGUCUCGUUCACCCUGAGCCUGCAUAGAUCAACGCACGUCGAUACGAACGGGUCG